This is a messenger RNA of Entrophospora sp. SA101, 1407 nucleotides long. NCBI's taxonomy places the organism in Eukaryota, Fungi, Glomeromycota, Glomeromycetes, Entrophosporales, Entrophosporaceae. The record is from the annotation of a GenBank genome assembly.
AUGGCAAAUAAUUUAAUAAUAAAAUCAUUUAUAUUCUUGUUCAUUACAAUACAAAUCAUCACAUCAAUUCCUGCGGUAAAUGCAGAUUUUAGUCCUUUAGGUAAAAGUUUGCCGUUUUCAAUUGGAAAUGACUUAAUUGGCAUUUAUAAUCAAGAUAAUUCCAAUGGUGGUGGAUAUCAUCAAGCAAAAGUUUACUUUAAGACAACCGUACCAUCAAUAAAUCCUGAUCAAACCGACUCCGUGAAAGAUAUUAAAUGUGACACCAGUGCCAAAACCAUCACAUUGACUCUUGCCGAUAAAGCUUCAUUGAAAACUAUUGACAAUUGGCCCGACAAUGUCAUCUUAAUGAUAUCUCAUAAACAUGAAUGUUUCGGAAAAUAUACCACCCAAUAUUAUUUUGUCGGAAAUCAAACUAUCGACGAACCAAAUUUAAGCGCAAAAUUUACUACUCAACCAUGUGACCCAAAGGCCUGGUCUAGCGAAUUUUCAUUUGAUUUACAAUGGAUCAACGGUGGAACAACUCCACAAAGAAGAAAUCUAUAUGGGAAAAGAAUACCUUUUAACAAAAAAAGAUCAGAUAGAUUAAUAAAUAAACGUAUUGCCGCUGAUAAAAGUUUAAAAUUGGAUUUGAAUGUUUUAUUUGAUGAAACAACCGGAAAAUCUUCCAAACCAAAUUUUCCAAUAUUAUCAUCCAGCCAAAACAAUACUGCUGAAUCAUUGGUUUGUGCCGAUUGCUAUGUGAAUGGUGAGGCAACUCUCUUUAUGCACAUUUCUGGAAAAGGACUUAAGAUUAAUGAAGCAAGGGUUGGAAUUAAUGGUAAUAUAAAAUUAAAUGUUGACUUGGGUCUCAACGGACAAGUUAGUGUCAGUCUCAACUCACCAGACCUUCAAAUUUUUGACAUCCCAUUGAGUCCAUUGGGUAUACCAAACAUUUUUAAUAUCGGUCCUUCCAUACUUUUGGCUGCAAGUGCUCAAGUUUCUACAUCCGUCAAAGGCACUUUAACCACGGGCGGCGAGUUGUCCAUGCCUGAUUUCAAGGCAGAAUUAAAUUUCGAUGAUUUCAAAAAUCCCAAAUCUUCCAAAUCCGGAUUCGACAUUCAAUCAAAAUCACACGACUCAAAAUUCGGGGGGCUUACUAGCUCAUCCGAAAUUAGCGGCUCUUUGAAACCACAAUUAGCUCUCAAUAUCGAUGUUCUUAAUGGAUUGGUCAGUUUGAAAACUGGCAUUAAUAUUGUCACCACAUUGAGUGCCAACCUUGACAUUGGUUCAGCUUCUGGUUGCAAAUCUAAAACGACUCCUCAUAUUUCAACUGGUUUCAGGGGUAAUCUAGGUUUCUUUGUGGGUAGUAAUAAUUUCCCUAUAUUGAGUUUCCCUUCAAAAACUUUGGCUGAAGUAUGCUUGGAAUGA